CUGGAUUGCUGCUUGAUGCUAUACAACAUCCUCUAGAAUAUGUUGUACAACAAAGAUCAACAACUGCGGAAAUGAGGACAUCUCAAAUAAUAUUCAAAGCCAUAUGGAGUUGGGAAAUAGGAAGCAAAGUAAUGAAGCAUCAUCUACAACAUUUGAAAAACAACUUGACGAAGAUCCAUGGAAUCUAAGCAUGUUCGAUGACAUACAGCUAGACCAGAUUUAUGAUGCUGCGCCAGUGGACAAAAGGAAUCAAAAGGAUGUGCAAGACAAGUCAAUGGAGAAUGAAGAUAACACAGGAUUAGGGCAGUUCAAUGAUGAACAAUCCACCGGAAAUGACAAUACCAGGAGAGAUGGUGUCAACACAGAUCAACAAAGAGAAAUAACUGAAGAAGAUAUCAAUAUAUUCCUGAACAAUGAGAAAUUAGAAGCUGAGGGAGUGAAGCAGGAUGAAAAUGCAAAAAAUGAAACUGUGGACAUCUUGAAACCAGAGAUAGGAAUGGAGUUUGGUACAAGAGAAGAAGCGCAUAAAUUCUUCAACCUGUACGCUUACACUGAUGGGUUCUCAGUCAGCAUUGUUUCAUCUUACUGAACUGCAAGCAAAAAGAGAAACAAUGAGGUGAUCAGAUUUACAAUGAAAUGCAACAAGUAUGGGAGAAACAAUGAAGCACAAUCAGAGCAGAUUGUGGCGUAGAGACAGAGCACAGUAAUAGCAAAAUCUAACUGCAAAGUUGAGAUGGUAGUAAGUGAGAAAAAUGGUUUGUGGAAAAUCACAGGACUUGACCUAAAACACAACCAUGCACUAUGUCCACAGAGCAGGUUCUACAGGUCACACAUAUACAUGUCAGACGGUGAAAAACAGGUGAUCAAAACAAUGAAACAUUGCAACAUGCCUACCAGAGACAUGGUUGCAGUGCUGGCAUUUAUACGAGGAGGAAUGACACAACUUCCAUACAAUAAGAGAAAGGUCAGCAACUACAGCUCAAGUAUAAACAGGGAGGUGACAAACAAUGAUAUGACGGAGGUCCUCGAAUGGUUUGCAAUGAAAAAGAAAGAAAACCCAGGGUUCUACCAUUCGCUAGACUUGGAUGAAAACAACAAAGUAAGAAGUGUGUUCUGGGCAGAUGCAAGAGCUAUACUUUACUAUGAUAUA
Lolium perenne is the source of this 1150-nucleotide messenger RNA. RefSeq lists its product as uncharacterized. The record is from RefSeq and is a predicted model, not a curated record. Lineage: Eukaryota; Viridiplantae; Streptophyta; Magnoliopsida; Poales; Poaceae.